Metarhizium acridum CQMa 102 is the source of this 885-nucleotide messenger RNA. RefSeq names its product GTPase Cdc42 (gene cdc42). The record is from RefSeq and is a predicted model, not a curated record. Gene Ontology annotation, biological process: Cdc42 protein signal transduction; establishment or maintenance of cell polarity; endocytosis. Gene Ontology annotation, molecular function: GTPase activity; protein kinase binding; GTP binding. Lineage: Eukaryota; Fungi; Ascomycota; Sordariomycetes; Hypocreales; Clavicipitaceae.
AUGUCAUUCGCCCGCUGGCCCACUGGCUCCUCUCGGCCGCACCUGCCACACGUUGACGGGCCCCUCCUUCCCAGGAAGCCUGCACUCUUGUGCUCCUGGCUCCUCAAGGGCUCCUCCGUCCUCAAGUCCUCACCGUGUCUGAAGCUUGAUCCUCAUCACCCAACGUCAAAAAGAGCCCGCGCUGCGACUUUUGGCCUUUUGCGCCUCCGUCUCCCAUCCCCAUCCCCAUCCCCAUCCCGACUCACCUCACCUCGCCUCGCCUCGACUCGACUCGACUCGACUCGACCCGACCGAUCGUCUCUCGCCUCUCAUCGUUUCUUCACGCUCUGUUUGCUGCGAAGCGCCACCACAAUCAUGGCCGUCGUCGCAACCAUCAAAUGCGUUGUCGUCGGCGACGGUGCUGUUGGCAAGACGUGCCUUCUCAUCAGCUACACCACCAACAAAUUCCCCUCCGAAUAUGUUCCGACGGUCUUUGAUAACUAUGCCGUUACGGUAAUGAUCGGCGACGAACCCUAUACCCUCGGCCUAUUCGAUACCGCCGGUCAAGAAGAUUACGACAGACUGCGACCUCUCUCAUACCCUCAGACCGACGUCUUCCUCGUCUGCUUUAGCGUUACGUCGCCUGCUUCGUUUGAAAACGUUCGCGAAAAAUGGUUUCCCGAGGUUCACCACCACUGCCCUGGUGUUCCCUGCCUCAUUGUUGGCACCCAGGUCGACUUAAGAGACGAUCCCAGCGUCAAAGAAAAGCUCAUGAAGCAGAAGAUGACGCCUGUUAGGAGAGAAGACGGCGAGCGCAUGGCUAAGGAGCUGCACGCCGUCAAGUAUGUCGAAUGCAGUGCGCUUACGCAAUUCAAGCUGAAGGAUGUGUUUGAUGAGGUAGGUUGA